Molecule: messenger RNA, 2690 nt
Organism: Eremomyces bilateralis CBS 781.70
Lineage: Eukaryota; Fungi; Ascomycota; Dothideomycetes; Eremomycetales; Eremomycetaceae
Product: putative G-patch domain protein
Exons: 1
Coding region: 272-2479 (735 amino acids)
Biological process (GO): spliceosomal complex disassembly
Cellular component (GO): U2-type post-mRNA release spliceosomal complex
Molecular function (GO): nucleic acid binding
Source: RefSeq, a predicted model, not a curated record
GCUUCAGACAGCACCCAUCUAAUAUCCGUACUCAUGAAACUUUAUGUUUCCCAAAAGAUUGAUGCUUCAGGAUUUCGAUAUCUUUCCCUUCUUGCUAUCGUGAACUGCCGGGGUCCAUACCACGCAUCUGAUACCUGAGUUGUUGUGAUCCUUGAUCCAAACCGCAUGGCUCUUCAACCAUUGUGACGUCCAAGAGCCUCUUCCUUCAUCGAAAUCCCCUCUCCUAGGGUUGGUUCUGGAUUCUUGGUUUCCCCUCCACACACCAAUCACCAUGGAGCGACCUUCAUUCAAGCGCAAAAACGACUUCGGCGAUAUGCGUGGCCGGAAAUCCGCCCGGGUCAGCGAUGAAGAUGCUGCACCGGCCAAAGCAGGCAAGAUGUCCUUCGCCGCCCGGAUGAUGGCGAAGAUGGGCUACAAAGAAGGCGAAGGGCUAGGCAAGGAAGGCGAGGGUAUCCUGAACCCAAUCGAGGUGAAAAUGCGACCUCAAGGCGCCGGUGUUGGGACCGUCAAGGAGAAAAGCUCCCAAGCGAAGGCGGAGGCGAAGAGACAAGCGGAGAAGAGGGGAGAAGAGUAUGAGGACUCGUCAGAGGAAGAGGAAAAGAGGGCGAGGCAGCAGAGGAAGAAUCGGGGCGUUGCUGGCCAGACGGGUACCGGUGUGAGUACUCCGGGAGGAUUUACGCGACCAAAAAUGAAAUACCGGACGGCGGCCGACAUUGAAGCCGACGCGGAAGGGCUGGAGGUGCCCAAUGUCCUCAAAUCGCUCAUCGACGCGACUGGGAAGCAGACCAAAGUCCUCACAACCACAGCGGGCCUCAUGAGCAGCGCCACACAAGGGAUAGCCGCCGAAUCCGAAGUCGAAAAGAUCGCCCGACGCGCAAAGGCGGAUUUGGAGAGCUUUGCAGGCCAGUGGACGAGCUUGACGCAGCGGCAGAAAUAUACCGCGGCUGAGGAGGCACGCGUUCGGGUGGAGGUGGAUGAGCAUCAAAAAGAAAUCGACAUACUUCAAGAGCUGGCAGAGGCGGUGGAGGCUUUCCAGGCGUUGGAGCUGGGGAAGCCUCGUCUUUCCUCCGAUGCGAAAGGGAUGUGGACUGAAGCUGUUGAAAGGCUGUUACAGCUGCACCUGCGGUAUCAAGAUACAGUUCGAAAAGAGGUGCUCUCAGAAGUGGCCGUGGCGGCAAUACAUCCCCUCUUCAAGCUAGAGGUGCUAGAUUGGUCGCCUCUGGAAGAGCCUACACAUAUGGUUGACUACUUCGAUCGCCUGAGAGGGGUCCUCGCCAUCGAUCAACCCAUCACCAUCGACAUGGACUUCGACUCCCUCCCACGCUCCAAGUCAACGACACCCUACGAAUCCCUCAUGUACACCCUCUGGCUCCCAUGCGUUCGCACCGCCGUCACCAACCACUGGGACCCAUACACCCCAUCUACCCUCCUCACACUACUCGAGCACUGGCGCCCUGUCCUCCCCGACUUCAUCUACAACCACCUCGUCAACCAAGUCAUCCUCCAAAAACUCACCCGCGCCAUCCACGACUGGGAACCCCGCCGUCUGUCCAAUAAGAAAGAUCCCCGCCCCCACCAAUUCCCCCACGUCUGGCUCUUCCCCUGGCUCCCCUACCUCCCCGACGACCACACCGACCCCCACAACCCCGCCGGACUCCUCGCCGACGUCAAGCGCCGUCUCCGCCGCGUCCUGGAGACCUGGGACGUCGCCCGCGGGCCGCUCCCCGGCCUCCCCGAAUGGCGUACCGUCCUCUCCACCGAGCUCGACCAUGCCCUCGUCAGCAAGGCCCUCCCGCGCCUCGCGAAGCACCUCGCCGACCACCUCGUCGUCAACCCCGAGGCGCAAGACAUGGCACCGUUCACCGCGGUCCUAGCGUGGAACGACCUCUUCAAACCUCAAACCAUGGCGCAGUUGUUCCUGGCGGAGUUCUUCCCGAAGUUCUUCGCCGUGCUGCAUGGCGCACUGACCGGCGGCGCGCAGGACUUCGACGUGUUCGUCGAGUGGCGGAAUUGGUGGAUGGAGCAGUUCCCCGCGGAGGUGAACGCCCUGCGCGAGGUGGACGAGCAAUGGAAUAAGGCGCUGGAGUUGAUUUCGCAUGCACAACGGCUGGGCGAUCAGGCGAGCUCCCUACCCGCACCAUCAACGGCCACAUCCGCACUCCCGACGUCCCUCCCGUCGACCACCGCCGCGGCGCUUUCGACCACCGCCGACACACCGUCCGCGCCGGUGGAAGAGGUGACGAUGCGCGACCUCGUGGAGGAGUGGAGUGCGGAGCAUGAUCUGCUCUUCCGUCCGCUCCGCGAAGCGCAUCCGGAAACGGGGCUGCCGCUGUUCCGCAUCACGGCCAGCGCGACAGGGAAAGGGGGGGUGGUGGUGUAUUUUAAGGGAGAUAUUGUGUAUGCACAGGGGAAGGCGGAUCGUAGCAGUUGGAAGGCGACGGGGAUGGAGGGGUUACUUGCGAGGGCGGAGGGGAGGUGAGUGUGUAUAGAAUUGGGUGCCGAUAGAAGAGUCUGGAUCUGUUGGAUGGGGAGAAUCAAGGAGGGGAUAUGUGAAGUCGCGUUGUUGGAUACUGGAGAGCUAUCUCAUGGAUUUCAGAGGGACAGUACGUGCAAGAUAAUAUUUUGGAACGGUCUAGGUCGUUCAACGUUAGAUUGCGAAUACCCAAUGUGAAAAACUCCAGAAUGCUCAG